UCAAAUUCUGCCCAUCCAACCGCUCCUUCCUAUCUCCUCCACCGCCUCAUCCCUUAGCUUCUUCAAAGUUCGAAGCCUAACCUACCAAAGACGCUCUCCAUCAACCCUCUCCGAUGACCGCCGGUCUCACCCAGACGCUACUUUCCUUCUCCCCUCGUCGAAGGAGAUGGAUCCUCCUCCUAGCGGCCGCCGGCCUAUCUAGCUACGGAGCCUACAGGGUUUACCACCUCCCCUCUGUCUCCUCCAAGCGCCGGAAUCUCGCCAAAUUCGUCAGAGCUCUUGUCUCUAUCGCCGAGGCCAUCUCCUCCGCUGCCGAUGCCGUCAGCGUCGUAUCAUGCGAUCUCAACCGCUUCUUACAAUCUGACUCUGACGAGAUACCCACGAGUCUUAAGCAAGUCGCCAAAAUCGCGAGAUCCGACGAGUUGUCGAGUUCGAUUUCAAGAGUAUCUGAGGCACUGACGGUCGGGAUCAUCCGAGGUAUGGGCUCCACUUCUGAUUCACAAGGAUUCUCUGACAGGCUUCUUGAGAAGCUGUUCUCUAGUAAUGGCUCUGGUUUCGCAUCAGUUAUGGUUGGGAGCUUUGCCAGGAACUUGGUCAUGGCCUUUUAUUCCGGUGGAGAUGGGAUGGAUUCUAGCUAUGCGCCAAGAUGGGUUAAUAUAAUGUGUGAUGAAAAGUGCAGGGAGUUGAUUGCGGAAAGCAUCCAGCACUUUGUGGGAACUGCUGUGGCUGUGUACCUUGAGAAGACUAUGGAGGUUAACACUUAUGACGAAUUCUUUUCCGGCCUCACCAACCCUAGGCACGAGGCUCAGGUCAAGGAUGUUUUGGUUUCUGUCUGCAAUGGUGCGGUGGAAACACUGGUUAAGACUUCUCAUGAGGUGCUGACUAGCACGAAUUCAAUUUCAUCCAUUGACAUAGGGAAAGAUGUCAGUCAAGUACGUUCGCCUCAAAAUCUGAAGGGGUUUUCCGAUGUCAUGAGCAAGGAAGGGAGCGGAUGGGUUGAACGGGUUUCAUCAGUCUUAGCAAUUCCAAGCAACAAAAAGUUCGUUCUUGAUGUGACUGGUAGAUUGACAUUUGAGUCUGUAAGAUCGUUCCUUGAAUUCCUGUUGUGGAAGCUUGAAGAUGGUGUGAAGAGGGGUGUUAAUGUUGUCCAUGAGGAAGUUAUUGUGAGAAGUCUGGAUGUGGUGAGGUUCUUGAGUGCCAAGGUUAUGCUUUCAUUUAGUUUAUGUUUUGCGCUUUGCAUGCGUUUUGCUGCUGGACCGAGGGUUUUGAUGGCUGCUUAAUUUGGAAGUGAUUAUCACAUUCUGAAGUGAUAAGUUUCAUACAUGUAAGGCUGCUUAACGUAGUUUUUCCUUUAAAAUAAUGCUCGUCGCAAGUGUUCAUUAGUUGAUUUCUGAA
Dendrobium catenatum is the source of this 1395-nucleotide messenger RNA. RefSeq names its product protein PHLOEM PROTEIN 2-LIKE A10-like. The record is from RefSeq and is a predicted model, not a curated record. NCBI's taxonomy places the organism in Eukaryota, Viridiplantae, Streptophyta, Magnoliopsida, Asparagales, Orchidaceae. The transcript has a single exon. Bases 114 to 1280 code for a protein of 388 amino acids.